AUGCCUUUGCUCGUGACCGACUACUCGUGGACACAAACAGAAACAAUGGUACACGUUAAUGUGCCUCUAAAAGGAGCCAAAGUUGGGAAGGUGGACAUCAUCUCUUCAGACGAGUACCUGAAGGUGCACUACCCUCCAUUCCUGUUUGAAGUAUUCCUCUUUGAACCCAUAGACAAUGACAGAAGCACAGCGAAGGUGGGAAAUGGAGUCGCGAUCCUUAGCUUGUCAAAGAGAACCAAUCAAAUGUGGGAACAACUGAUGAUGACAUCAUGUGAUAAAGAAACAAAGAAGCAGAUCAGACAGCAAGCACUACUGAAACAUCAGGAAAAGCUUUUGUCAGAGUCUCAAUCCAAGGCAGAGAAAAAGAGAGCCGAGGACACCUAUUUAAUUGAGACAAUGAUGAAGCUGGAAAGGGAGGAAGCAAAAAAGAUCAGGAAGAUGAAGGAUGCUGAGUGCGAGAGGACCACAGCAGAACUGGAGGCGUGGCAGCCGAGCUGCAACAAAACAGAAGAGGAUGAAAACAAAGCGAAAAACAACGUGAAGUCAUCAGGAAGUAGAAAUGUAGAACUCAAUCAAAGAGGAAGCACAGCGGCCAAGUGCAAGAAACAACAGGUGCAUCCUCCUGCUCUGAGACGCCCGGGCAAUAUUCAAGUCACAUUUACUCCACGAGUUUUCUCAACACCACUCAGGGAAUCCAAAGUGCAGGAGGAGGAAGAGUGGCUGAGAAAACAAGCUGAAGCCCGACGCAUACUCACAGCAGAUGCUGAAGAGCUGAAGGAGCUGAAAGAUGAAGAGAGGAACCCCGACUGGCUGAAGGACAAAGGAGACAAAUGUUUUAUGAAGGGGGAUUAUUUGAGUGCGUUGAAUGCUUACAGCUUGGCCAUUAGGCUCAACAGAAAGAUGUCUGCUGUGUUCUCAAACAGAGCGGCAUGUCAUCUGAAGUUAGGGAACCUGGACAAGGCCAUCGAGGAUUCCUCUCAGGCCCUCGACCUGUUGACUCCUCAUGUGGCUGCCAACGCAGAGGCCAGAGCCAGAGCUCACGUCCGCAGAGGAGCGGCGUUCUGUGAGCUGCAGCUCUACGUCGAAGGGCUGUGGGACUAUGAAGCUGCUCUAAAGAUUUACCCUGACGAUGAAUCUCUGCAGUCAGAUGCACAGAAGAUACGAGGCAUCAUUCAAGGAGCAGCAGCAGCGGCACCUGACAAGCAGUGAGAAACAGAGACUCCCAGAGAUGCUGACUUUCCUUGGAAGUGGCGAUUUUGACGCAUUUAUCCAAUCACCAUCACCACGUUUUUAGUUCUGAAUACAACAGUAUGUUAUGUUAUUUGACCAUUUAUUUUAUGA
Molecule: messenger RNA, 1341 nt
Organism: Solea senegalensis (Senegalese sole)
Lineage: Eukaryota; Metazoa; Chordata; Actinopteri; Pleuronectiformes; Soleidae
Product: dynein axonemal assembly factor 4-like
Exons: 1
Coding region: 1-1209 (402 amino acids)
Biological process (GO): heart development; cilium movement; inner dynein arm assembly
Molecular function (GO): nuclear estrogen receptor binding
Source: RefSeq, a predicted model, not a curated record